Molecule: messenger RNA, 5593 nt
Organism: Fusarium verticillioides 7600
Lineage: Eukaryota; Fungi; Ascomycota; Sordariomycetes; Hypocreales; Nectriaceae
Exons: 2
Coding region: 2105-4813 (902 amino acids)
Source: RefSeq, a predicted model, not a curated record
CACCUUGACUAGGACCGAUACGUAAUCUAGAGGCAGGCCAUAGCGAAGCACUGCCUCAACAAAGACCCUUAAUGUCAUAACAUGUAUCCAGAUCAUGACACUUUCACUCCAUCCCGUACGUCCCAUACGCAGAGCCUCGCCACAAACCUUGCGCUCUUCAUUGGUGACUCGAUCGAGCUCCCUUUGCUCUUCUUGUCGACCACCCUCAACGUACUUGUACUGACGGGGCGUCCACUUCUGUUCUCGGCACUUGGCGAGGAAUUCGGCGCUAUGCUUCUUAAAUGUCGCCACAGCAAAGAGAACAAACUCGUCAUCCUUGGCCACCUCGACAGCCGAGCGUGGCACAACCAUGGGUGAUAUUGUCUCAUACUCCUUAAUGAAAUCCUUCUUUGCAUUGCCAGGAACAACAAUGAGGUGUGUCUCGAUGUACUCAGAAUCCUGCACAAGAAGUUUCGGGUCGACAAUGGGGGUCAAGGACUUGGUAGAGAGGUUGCCGCUGAUUGAGACUGUCAAUGAUCUGAGGAUUGUAUUUUGGAUCAGCGGAAAAUACUCACGUCUGGCGGCGCUGCAGAGCCGCAAGGUUUGUCUUGACAGAGUUAUACUGAUUAAACUUUGUCUUAACGUCGGUAUCAACGUUAGCUAAUUCCUGAGGGCAUGUUAGUUGGAGCCUAGGACUGAGGUUGGUGGAUUAACGCGCCUUUUGCAAAGUGCUGAUAAGUUCUGCAAGAGACUUGUCGGCUCGAUAUCGGAUUUUGUUCCAGCUGAAAGUGCUCACGUAUUGAUCAGUGGGUUCUGAUGUGAGUGAUUAGCGACUAUCCGGUCUCAAAACAAGUGUACGCGACUGACUAUCGUUGACCAUCUUAUACUGGGCGAUACGAUCUUCGUCACCCUCGAGCACAUUCUUCAGAGAAUCGGCGACCUUGGACACAACAGCCUGGCAUGACGCCUCGAGCUUGGUAAGCUCAUCUGCCUGUUGCACCAGGGCAUCCAGAGUGCCGAUCUUGAAGUCGGGGAUGUUGAAAGGCAGAACGGACCCAUUGUCGGACGAGAUGGUCCCGCGCAAUGAUGAUAUGGCAUCAUCGCGAUCGCUCGAGUCAAAGACGCCCUGGGGCAAAGAUAGGAAUGCGUAUUUCGUCGACAUUAUGGAAGGCUCAAGCUACAAGAUAUUCGAUGGAUGAAUUAUGUCGAGAAUAUCUGCAAGAUAGACUGUCGGUUUGAUGAGUGUGACACCAGCGAAGAACGCGGGCAGCUCCACACGGUGAAAGCUAUGGCUUUACUCGCGAGUCAAGCUCACGGGUUCAUCGAUCGAUAAAUGGCUCUCGGUUGAAGUCUUGCUGUUGAAACGGAUAGAACGAGGGCGAGGGCGAGAGCGAGGGCGAGGUUGGGUCGUAUCGCGUUACGUUGCGUUUAUAGGGCGAGAGUGUUGCUGGAGUUGCUAGUACUACACUACUUAACACAAGGCAGUGGGAGCUGCCAUGAAUAUCUUACUACCUUACUCCGUACCUUACGGAGUAGCAGUUGCCAUUUAGGAUCAGGAGUCAGUUGUGGAUCUGUGGCUAGUGAGGUUAGGUAUGACGACUGUUUGUGGCUGCCCACCUCGAUAGUCUCAUACCCCGAUCGAAAAUACCUAGGUCCCUCGCAUACCUACAUACAUACUAGAGUAGGUAACCACUUCACUUGGUACGUAAUGUUAUUCACGAUCAUCAGUCAAUGUAUCGCAUCACUUAUGUAUAAGACCCGAAGGUCAUUGUCAACGGCACCCAGCGUAUAUCGCACUAAAGAGUACCUAGGUCUAGUUCAAGACAAGAAGACAACGUGUUCGCGAAUUAUUGAGUGUAACUGCCGCCGCAUCUGAUGUUCAUGGGGUCCCCACUACUGGACGACCUUUGAUCACGGGGGCUGUAGACUGCCUACCAGUACAAGCACAGCGCAGACCAAGCCAAGUGAUUCCAGUCACUAACACGGAAUUCGAGCUGCAACAGCACCACAAACCUCGAUGUAAGAACCAUCGACUUGCGCAUCAUCGAAGUCGCGUGAGCCCUGCACAGAUGACUGUUGCCCGAAAAGUUCACUGUAAAAUCGCUACUGAGGUCAAUAGCGUAUUAUGACCCAGCCUCAUCCAGACGUCAUGGUCUCAGAAGGAUCGCCUCGACAUGCCAUUGUGCCCGAUUCGACCAUCCUCACUCCCGACACUACUCAUGCCCUAGGUCCUAGCCCGUGUGCCUCGUCCAGUACAGCGUCGACACCUGGACAAAGAGCCACCAGAUCAGAUUGGCAAGUAGGCAAUGCCUUGUUUGAUCUCCAGAUGAAGCCAUUCCAUGCUCCAGAUCAUGGGAUAACUGUUUCAUCUAGCCCUGGUCCCCCGCAGGAGGACAAAGUGCCGGCUGCUAGUCUCAACCCAUAUCGCGAUGGUCGUAUCAGGACCGCGGUGCCAAGCAAGCUUAAGGGCAGGACGAACAUGAAGCAAGGUAACUUCAGUGUUAUGCAUAUGCACAUCCAGAAGCCGCAAAUAACGGAGCGCGACCUUGCGGCCAAGCUUACAAGUGAACGAACUGCUGCUGCUGCCAAACUUGCGAGUGCUCAAGGGUAUCGCUAUCCAAGGAGACCGCGGCCACCACACACAGCGGCUCCUCGGAAUCUUCCACAAUCUCUCUCAAAUCCCCCUUCAGUAACUGCAGACAUUCACGGGCCACUUUCUCAGCCUCCACCCCGCGGAACUGUUGUGCCAUAUGAAGAGCGGCGAGCAGAGACGGGAUCUGCACAAGCCAGCGCAAGGCUCGAAGAGAAUCCAUUGACGGAACCAGAUAGCAUGGAAAAUGUUGAAAGAGAAAUUCUAGCAGAAUCAACUAAAGGAGACGUCACACCCGGGGUCGACCAUGAACAAGAGGACGCUCCAUUGUUAGAUUCGAACUCGGCACAGGACGUCAGCAUGAACCAGUCGAACGAAAUUGCCGCUCCAGUAGAUCCCACACAGGAGGCUAACAGAGAACAGCCUGCCAUUACGAAGCUCUUGACAACAAUUCUUUCACCGGAAGAGGUCAGAGCAGAGAGAUAUCGACUUCUUGAACUCUUGCGAAAGUUGCACCCAAGUACAGUCGUAGAAACGCUUUGCAGUGCCCUUACUCAGUUCGGUGGGGCCACUCGGCAGCCCCCAUCUCCUCAUGGGGAGUCCUCUAAGAGCGGCUCGAAGAAAAGCUCGGGCGAUCUCUUUAUUUCGUGGAUUUCGGAAAUCUUCCCUCCAAACUUUGCUGAAAACAGCACUACCAAAAGGCCAUCGAAACCCUCAACAGGGAGACCACGAGGUAGGCCCAAGGGGAGUACGAAAAGGAUAGUAAACGCAGACCUACGUCCUAAACGUACUGCCUUCGUUCCCCUGGCUAUGAGGCCCAGUGAAACGGAUCAUACGCCGCGUUCGAAACUUGUCAAAUGCUCGAAUGCACCACCAGAGUCUGUUACAAAUAAUACACGCUUAUAUACGCCUCUACCGUGUGCUUCUAACAACCAAAUCUCGAGUAAGCUACUUCCCCGUGUUACGAAGGGCCGUAUUUCUAUAGCAGCCGCUCCCUCAAUCACCCCUAGAUUGAUAAAUGUUUCAGGGGAAGACCGAAGAACCACCUCGGGUCCAUCGAUGACACCCGCUGAAUCAACUGGCGGCUCUACACUGAUCAUGCCAAAUUCUUCGGUUACAACAUCAACACGCACGAAGAGUACGGGCAGGCCUCGUGGUCGGCCUAAAGGGUCAAGGAACAAGCCCAGGCUACUGCCUGCCAAGCCUGCUUCUUCCUCAUUCAACCCAACGAACUCUCAUCUUAGGGAGUCAAGGCCUCAAUCUCAUAAGCCAACCACGAGGGAAAGCAUGUAUAACUCCCUAAUAUCCACGCCUGAUUCAAGCUAUGUGAACGAGACAGGCCGUGCUCUUCGAACCACAUUUUCUCUCCCAGAGUUGCCCUAUCCUACUGGAGAAGCGGCCAGCAUAAUGCAAGGUGACGCAACUGGCUCGCCUGGCUGCACGCAAGAGAACAAAACGCCAACAGCCGCUGGCAGUUCUGUUAUCAUACAGGGAUCCCAGGGGCCACCCAGCCACCCUCAGGACGCUGACCUAGUUUCUUCAAAAAAGAGAAAGAAUUCACAAGAAGGUCCUUGCACCAAGACUCGAGUGAUCGAUAUUCCCCAAACAUCCCCCAGGACCGCGGGCCUGAUCACCAAUCCACCUCACGAGACACAAGCCAAGCGUCUUCGUGUGUCUCAGGAGACAGAUCCAAGAAACCUUGGCACUAGCAGAAGAUGUUCGCAAUCAGCCGAUGCAGAGGCUUUAGCUUUUCGUUCAAGUGCCACUACCAGACACGCACCGUCCAUAUCGGACACAUUCGCCUCCGGGGUACAGGCAAUUGUGAUUGGGGAUAGUUUGAGCCAGCAAGUGCCACAAAGUCCAUCUCAUCUGUACCAGCAGGAUCGAGGACUCAAGCAAUUUGAUGAGUCUUACCAGACCCAAGCAGAUCAAGGCGCCCAAGUUCAACGCAAGCACCAGCCUCGGCAUCAUUCAUCACAAGAUUUGAGAUCCGAACAGUCGAUCCAUCCAACGAGUCUAUCCUCUCCAGUGAAUACUCAGCCACAUAGCCGUGGCCUCGUGGCUCCGGAGGAUGUUCUCCAAAAAGUAACCGUGGUGGAUUUGUACCAACGACAGCAACGACACUUGUCGAAUAAAUCAGGACAUUCUGCUGCAUGCCCUUUUCCCCUGACAGCGGGUUCAAGCUCCCAUCAGCAAGCCCAAAGGCUUGACAGUCGACCCCUAGUUCCUCGACACAGGCAAUAGGGCCUCCUUCGUUCAACCGGGACAACACCCUUGGCAAAUACGGGCCAUUUUGAGUCGCAUCACCGCUUAGAAGAGCCAGCACAAAUCACAAGUAUGGACGGAACCCCCUCCAAGCCUCCUGAAACUGCAUUGGCGCCUGUAGCAAACAUGUCUUGAGUUCCCAGCUUUCAGAGGUUGAACCUCCGAACGCACCAUCACAGCGACUCUGGCGCAGCGAAGCAACCCAGAAGCGAUCCAUGCUUUGGCAAUACACUAGCCGAAAUUCAUAUACGUAGCCAAGUAUUUGCACUAUGAAGAGAGUGUGAGAAUAUGAAAAGGCAUCAAGGAGCAGAAUUAGGUGGCCCAAGCCGACUGAUUCCAUGUGAUUUGACCUCUUCUACUCUUGAGCGGCAGGACGGCUCAAGUAUACACGUCCUACAUAUCAUGACACGGACACCGGAAUGUUUGCGCAAGAGGACGAGCGUAAGGUGAGUAUUACUUGUGUGGAUACUAAGCAAAGAAAAUUGUGUAUUCAAGUACUGGAGGCAUCAUCAGAGGAAAGGCUGGAUUUCCGCGGAGUUUGGCUAAGUCAUUAUGUUUGUGUUCGCGGAUUUUACAUCGCUUAUAAGCAAGAUCACACGGGAAGACAAACCCGCGCUACACAGGCUGGUGGUUGAUCUGAUGCUCAGAUCGUCGUAUUCUUUCUCUUUUUAGCAUGUUUGAAAUAAACUCCCCGCCUCCUAUCAAAGUAGAGGCUUCUUGGAUAAUAAAUAUACUGUGAUUUGAGUGAAUAAAAAGCCA